Molecule: messenger RNA, 2652 nt
Organism: Anoplophora glabripennis (Asian longhorned beetle)
Lineage: Eukaryota; Metazoa; Arthropoda; Insecta; Coleoptera; Cerambycidae
Product: protein germ cell-less
Exons: 7
Coding region: 394-1842 (482 amino acids)
Biological process (GO): germ cell development
Molecular function (GO): protein binding
Source: RefSeq, a predicted model, not a curated record
UUGUCAAAGUUAAUUUAAAAAAUAUGUAAGUUUCGAGACCAACCUUAUUUUGUACAAACUUUGCUGUUAAAUAGGAUAUAAUUGGAUUUACUGAUUAGAUAUUUUAAUACAGAUAAUUUGCAUUCGACAUUUAGAAAAUAUUAAUCUCAUCUGACGAGUCGUUAUGAUGUAAACACAAGAGAAGAAAGUUGGUAGUGCAAAAAUGUUAAAAAACAUUAAAUUUUUUGUCGUAUAAAUAAGAAAUUAAUGUUUUUAUAUCGACUUUGGAAGAACUGUGUGUAAUUAAUGUUUAUUAUGUGAAUUUUAAACUCAAAUGGACAACAAAUAAGUGAUUUUUGUAUCAGAAAUUACAACCACUGACCUAGUUUAGAAAUAUAAGAAAAAUAUUCCAAAAUGGGUGCAACUUUUUCUGCACAAACACAAAACAUUGUAAAUAACGUUACUGGUUACGUUACUGGUAAGAAGCGUAAACAUAGUGAAUCAGAUGAGGAAGAGGUCAAUAAGGUUAUUGAUAUUGCUCUUCAUACUCCAAAAAGGAAAAAGUUGGUUAGCACCGCAAAAUACAUAUAUCAAGCGCUUUUUAUGGAAGGAAAAAAUUCAGAUGUGACAGUAUGUGCUUUAGGCGAAGAGUUCAAUUUGCACAGGGUGUAUUUGUGUCAGAGUCCAUACUUUGCAAGUAUGUUUGGAGGGUCUUGGUUAGAAACAACACAAAAAUUUAUAAAUAUUGACGUGGUGGAUCCACUGAUAACUAUUGACUCAUUAAAAGUUGUAUUAGGUUCCUUGUAUAACUGUGAAAUAGUUCUAAAUCCUCUAGAAAUCGUACCAAUCUUGGCAACUGCGACUAUGUUCCAACUGGACGGAUUGAUUGAAAAAUGUACAGAAGUUAUGUUGGAAACGAUAAAUCCGAAGACCUCACUGGAUUAUUAUAAUGCCGCAUGUCAGUAUGGUGACAAAAAACUUCAAGAAGUGUGUUUUAAAUGGUUUUUGGUCAAUCUAAUGCCUUACUACUUUAGCCAUCCUUUAUCUGAACUUAAGACCAUUCCGAUAUCACUUAUGGCUAAGUUGGUCUCUCAUCCCGAUUUGUUUGUUAUACAAACUGAGUAUUCCAUAUACGUUAUGUUAAAAUAUUGGGUGUAUCUUCACUUGUAUCCGGAUACUGGAGAACCAUCAAUUACCACUGUAAAUGAAUAUUUUUGUUCAAGGACUGAUAAGUUGCCCUAUCUUCUAACAAGUGAAGGCAAGCAAUUCAUGUCGGUAUUCCAAGGGCUAAGAUUACAGAAUCUUGUGUCUCACCAGUUGGACGUUUUAUUAAUUUUACGUGACAAUAUUAUUCCUAAAAUUUGGUUGGAUCCUGUGAUUUUACAGCAGUGGAAGAACGUUUUACGGGUUAACCAAAAUGAUGACAAGGGUCCGAAUGAUAUACCUGACGAAGUGUUCCUCGGAAAUAGCUUGAGAUGUGGAAGAGUACUAUCGGUGAACGAAAGGCACGUUUGGAGGUGGACAGGAUUCCAUUUUGGAGUGGAUCUUCUCAUGAUAACCGACGGAUUGACUUUAUCCAUUAAAAGGAAUCACAGGUCCGAAUUUGAACAGUUGCUGAGUUUACAAACGUCGAGACACGUAGCUAUAAGAGUUACUGUGGUGAGACUUAACGAACAGAGACAGAUCGUUUACAUGAAACAGUCGGACAUAUUAAAAAUUCCUUUGGCCAAAGGCGAGGAGAUACAGAUUAUGUCCUUCGACAAAGAUCUGGAAUAUCCCAUAAUUAUAUCGGCCAACAUAAUGUACACUUCGCCGGAUAACCAAGAAAAUUUGAUAGAAGAAAGUAGACAAACCGUGUCAUAACGAUUAUUAUUUUGUAUACGUUUUUGUACAAAUAACUCUAAGCUAUUUUCCAUAUUUAAGUAAAAAGGGAUUUACUUACCUGGCGACAGUCAUUAGGUGGGAAGAUGAAGGGUUGGCUUUAAAAAGUAACAGUGUUUAUUCAUGUGACUAAAUCUAGUAAUAUUUUCGUAUUGAAGAUGUGACUGUGAUGCGAGCUAUGCUUAGGAAUCCGAAAAUGACACAAAUUUUUAGACAUUUUUGUAAAGAUGCGCUUUAUUCGGAGUUACCAGUCGAAUUUUACUAAUUAGGAAUUUUUGUUCUAUUGCAAAAAUCCAUGAGAGGUGUAAGUGAAAUCCUGUGAAACAUGCAAAUAUAAAGAGUGAUCCUAAGUCGUCUCUCGAUAUUUUCAGGGGGUAUAUCAAAAAAUAAAAGUAUCUUUUUUCGUUAACUUUUUUCCAAAAAUAGAUAUUAACGGAGAUACACCGAAAGGGAUGGUAGAUUAUAUAUUUUUUAUGGGAUGUUAUUCGUAUUCAUAUUAGAGAUGGGCACUAAAGUGUGUUACGGACAUGUCGGGAAAAAUACUUUUGACUUUGAAUCUAAUAAGGCUCCUAUGAGUGAUGUCAUGUUUUCGCAGGUUGUUUGAGGGUACACAAGGCAAAAUAUUACUUUUAUUCUAAUGAAUAUGCGUCGAUAUAUUUUACUUAUUACCUACCUUUAGACUUUUAUAUAAACUGGUUUCUAAUUUUCCCCGGACAGCCAAUACACUUAUUUAAAUGUUUUUGCAUCCUACUGGAAUUCUUAAAAUUGUUUUUGAGCAGAUGUUACAUUUAU